GAGGUUCACGAAUCCACCUCGUAAACGUCGCCGCGGGACCCGUUACUCGUAAAUUUUGAAAAUUCCCACACUCCCGGUUUUGCCAGUUGCGAUGCGUCGCCAGAAUUGAUUACAGAAACAGGUUUGAGCGUUGAGUAGAAAGAUGAAGAGUGAACGCAUCGAUGCGUUGCCUCGCUGCCGCAUGUGCGAAUUGCACGCUUCAGACGAUGGAGUGUAAGGUUUCGAUUUGAACGGAAAUUCUCAACUGCUGGAGUUCGGAGUGGGGAAAGGAAAAUAUUAGCGGCUGAAAAUAUACGGGUAGAAGCUCUUAUUUCUUUCGACAUUAUUGGUUUUGGAGAUAGAAAUUCAAAACAAUGGGGUCGAGGGGGAACGGGUGCCUUCUUGGGCGGGAGCUUUGGCCGCCCCCAUCGGAUGCAAUAACCAAUCUUCGAUUUUCCAAUCAAAUCGACCAUUUGCUUGUUUCUUCGUGGGACGCUAAGCUUAGGCUGUACGAUGUAGCUGCUAAUGUGCUCAAGGCUGAAUUCGGAAGCCAAGGACCUGUCCUCGAUUGUUGCUUCUGCGAUGACUCUUCUGGUUACAGUGCCGGUGCAGACCAAACUCUUUACAGGUACGAUUUCAACACUGGUGCUGAAACUACUCUGGGUUUGCAUGACGGUGCCAUAACCUCUCUCGAGUACUCACAUGCAACUGGCCAGGUCAUAAGUGGGAGCUGGGAUAAAACAUUACGAUGCUGGGAUGCAAGGAGUUGUUCACUUGCUGCGAGAUAUGCGCAGCCUGCUCGAGUAACGAGCAUGUCUCUUCUUGGACACAACUUGGUUGUUUCCACUAUAGGUCGCCACAUAUUGGUUUAUGAUAUUCGAAAAAUGUCAGAGGGUCAACAGUCAAGUGAAACUCCCCUCAGAUUCCAGACGCGUUCUGUUUGUUGCAAUCCUGAUGGCAGAGGUUUUGCAAUUGGAUCCAUAGACGGACGUGUGAUUAUAGAUUGGUUUGAUCCUUCCGAGGCUCGAGUAAAAAAGUACGUUUUCAAGUGCCAUCCUAAGCCAGCAGCGGGGCCAAAAAUCUUUCACCCUGUUAAUGCUCUCGCAUUUCAUCCGCAGUAUGGAUCACUUGCCACAGGUAGCGGUGAUCGUCACGUCAACUUUUGGGACGUUCACAUCAGGAAACGUUUAUUCCAGUAUUCCAAGUGCCCGAGUCCCAUUGCUUCGCUGGCUUUUAACAGAGAUGGUCGUCUUCUGGCUGUUGGAUCCAGUUGCAGCUUCGAGGAAGGGGAAGAGUCAAAUAGUCCCGUCAAAAUUUACGUGAAGAAUAUAAAUGAAGAAGAGUUGAAACUCGUGGGGAGAACCGUACAGUAAGGACUUCGUCAGCAUAACCGGAACGAAUCCGCCAAAAGGAAGAUGUCGGGCUCCAAGCAUAAGUCAGCAGGCUGGAAUUGGUGAAAUUUAACUUAAGAAGAUGGCUGUAAGGUGAUUGCCCUUGAUGCCUUCUCCAAUUUCUAUUUAUGGGACCACCUUGGUGUGCUGCUAGGGACUUUAAGAGCCAGCAUCUUUCUGGCAUUGUUAGGAUCAGGCACGCAUGCUUCAGGAAUGAAAUUCUACAUCUGACUGGCUCUCCGGGUGGAGAUCAAUGCCAUGUUAGAAAACAUAUCUCCACAUCCACCUAGCCUCCCAACACGUAUAUGUCUUUCGUAGAGCAAGAUUUUAUGCCACGAAACUUAGUUUUGCAUUUUAAAUAGGGAAAGUGGAACAUGGAGGAGAACCACAUUUUGUGGAAUUACAGUGCUGCAGCAGUUGACCUUAUUCCACCUCGCAUCGAGGUCCGCUCUCUUGCAAGAAUUGAGAAACAGAAGGCACAAAAAGGAAUCGUCAUAGUAGAGGUUGGUAGUAGCCGCCAAAUCGAAAUUGUCAGAGCCAGACUCAUGAUGAUGCUCUUGAAGUGUAUUGGCACUCGCUUCACCUCUUGAAAGUUCUGAAAGAUUUUUCAGAUAAAGGCGAAGUCUUUGUAAUAUAACUCUUUGGCAAUAGGCUUCACUUCUGCUUUA
This is a messenger RNA of Physcomitrium patens, 2038 nucleotides long. Its product is annotated as mitotic checkpoint protein BUB3.1. Lineage: Eukaryota; Viridiplantae; Streptophyta; Bryopsida; Funariales; Funariaceae. Gene Ontology annotation, molecular function: protein binding. The record is from RefSeq and is a predicted model, not a curated record.